This is a messenger RNA of Dicentrarchus labrax (European seabass), 2861 nucleotides long. RefSeq lists its product as uncharacterized. The transcript has 3 exons. Gene Ontology annotation, molecular function: 2 iron, 2 sulfur cluster binding; nitrite reductase [NAD(P)H] activity. The coding region runs from base 383 to 787 and encodes 134 amino acids. NCBI's taxonomy places the organism in Eukaryota, Metazoa, Chordata, Actinopteri, Moronidae. The record is from RefSeq and is a predicted model, not a curated record.
UGGCUGCUGCCAGAGCUUUAGGAUUAUUUUUAGGGCAUUUGAAUAUUUGAAAGCAAGGCGAAGCAUACUCGAAUCAUUUUUGUUUGUGUGGAAUAUCAUUGCUGCUUAUUUAUUAUCUGUGACAAGCAUUCAUCCACAUGCAGCCCAAGUGAAGAGCAGUCGCGCUUGAGCACACUGCGCGCCUCGGUUGGCUGACUGGCUGGCAGGCUGCAGCUCGGAUGGAGGCAGCAGCUCAGCCCGCACGGCUGACCGUCGUACAGUCGGCCAGCUGGUUAAUAUGGAAUAUUUUCACAGAUUGAACAGCCAAAUCCGUUUGCACAGGCGGAAAAUAGCAGCCCUGUAGUAGCGCAAAUUAGAAAACCAGUUCAUUUCGUCGUUCUUUAUGGCUUCUGGCUCCGGAGAUGAAGAGGGGAACACGGAAGGCGCUUCGUGGAGGCUCAUAGGCCCGGCCACGGGGCUUUCCAAGAAGCGCUGCCGUCUAAUGUACUCCUCACUCGGACACAGCUCUGAUGUCUGCCUCUUCUACGUGAAGGGGGAGUUUUUUGCCAUGGAUGCUCGCUGUGCACAUUCCGGCGGUCCUCUGUGUGAGGGGGACAUCGAGGAGGCUGAUGGGGUCCUGCAGGUCUUCUGCCCCUGGCACGACUAUGACUUCGACCUCAGAACUGGGAAGUCAGGGACCUCCUUACAGCAAAAGGUGUAUGAAGUCAAGCUGGAGGAUGGCAACGUGUACGUGAAACACGCCAGUCGUCUCUCCUUACAGCUGUUUCCUGCGGAUCAGAAGAGUUGAACAGCCUCAUCCUUCAGCCCUUCAUGAGAUCGCUGUAGCGAGCCCACCCGGGCUAUUUUUAAGACAUGUUCCACAAACCCAAGCCAUCCGAAACAUUCCUAAGCCUUAUCUGUCAUUUUCACAGACCAUUUCUACUUUGAUUGUGGUGAACUCAGGAUGAUAGAGAGGAUUGUCUCAAGAGGACAUGACAUCAUUAAAUUGUUUCAGAGUUUUUCUUGCUGGCAUUCCAGGUAGAGACUCAUCCCAGAUACUGAACAUGGAAAGCUCACUGCUGACCUUGAUAACACACCAGACAGUAGCAAAUAUGCAACAUAAAAAGACAAAUGUUACCAUGUUAUAGAACUAACCAGCAUAUUUUAUUAUUGGCAGUAUGAAACUGAUUUGCCUAUUGAUAAUUUUCUAGAUUUUGAAGGAUUCCUGAAGAAGAUAAAAUUAUUUGUAAGUAAGAAAUGUUUUUUCUUCACAUUUGAGAAGUCAAAUUUGCACUAACUAUUACAACCUUGAAACCCACUAUCUGCCAAUGUGGAUCUAAAAAUGUUUUAAAACUUUUCAUCCCAUUUCGUAAACUCUCUACCUGCCCAUCUUGUUACUUGUUUCAGCAUAUAGAAGAUGCUUCCAAAUGUUAUCUCUAAUUUAAAUGCAACACGGUAAUUUGCAAAUAUCGAACCAUAAUUGCAAUGAGGGGAUGAAUUCACGUGCAGGCAGAAAUGAAGCCUUUGUGUUUUUGAGUCAUGUUAAGUUAAAAGGGAUCAUUACAAUAUAUGCAAACUGCAGUGCACAUCUAGUGCUUUGAAAAUGCAGUUCAAACGGACAAAAUGCACAAAAUGAAUAGCAUAGAUGAGGGAAAAAUGAAAUGAUUAUCAUCUGGAUUUGCUGGCAAAACAUGUAGAUUCUAACAAGUUGUGGUAUGUUUGUAAUUAUGAGGUCCAAUCUGACAGCCAGUGUAUUGGAAUAAGCAACAUAUGUCACCUUUUAGUAGUACCUUUUAGAGCAUAAAUUAUUUUUUUAUAAUUCCUCUCAUUUUCAGUUAAAGAAUUUGUAGUCAUGUAAUAGUGGAAGUGUAAUGAGUUCCUUUCAGUGGCUAGUAUUGAACUAAAUUUAAUCUUAUGUUCAUUACUACCAAUAAUCCUCUUCCAUGUCUUAAACAAGUGUUACCUGAGGCCUCAAAUUGUUAAAGUCACAGACAAGCAGUCAUACUAGUUGAGUUGUGGCCAAUGGAUAAAUUUAGACACAUAUUCCAGUGAUGUCAUGCAACAGAAACUCCCUUUCAGAAUAUGUAUUUCUGGACAGUUUUUAACUCAAUGAGAGUUCCAGCAAGUAGAACACACAUGAAGGGCACUGCAAUUACGUUUGGUGGUAGUCAGGGCAUUAAGACGUCUCCAUCAGCAUUUCUCUCUAUUCCUGGCCUGUGCUUGGACAGGUUUGUCUGUUAAUGACGCAGUGGGACUCAAAAGAAACAGUUAGUGUGGCGCCGGAGGAAGGUUCAUGACCUGAAAUGCACCAUUGACUCAAGAAAAAUUUGUUUUUCUAGCUUUAUGUGUGUGUAUGCACUGAUGCAAGUGUGUGUUUUUUUUAAUUCCUUAGUGGCGAGAGCAGUCACUAUAUUUUGUGUCAGCUCUGUUUUCUGGCAGAGGCACAGAGACCAGUCAUGAAGGUGUGAGUGACAGUGUGGCUCAACACUCAUUUUCCUCCAUGCUGUGCCCCCUGUGGUGCAACUUUAUUACAAUAAUAAUUCCACUGCCUAAAAACGUCUGUAACUCAUCACCUGGAGGGAAAUGGGCAUACAUGCAGCUAUAUUGUGUUGGUAGGAAAGUCAAAGUAAACAUUGUUCAGGAUUCUGCACAGGUCAGGAGCAGUAUCUUGUUUUCCUUACAUUUAUAUGUUCAGCUAAUUUAUUGCAUUUUGUUUUGUUUGUUUUUUUUGUGAAUUAUGUAAAUGGCCUAUAUGGUAUGUUAUAAAUGUAUUUUAUUGUUGUAACUUAUGCAAAGUUGAAAAUUUUAUUUGUAUUGUUUAAUUCAUAAAUUAAAUUAAUGGACACUGUGAGAUAUUAUAAAUAAAAGAGAAUAGACCAAAA